This is a messenger RNA of Colletotrichum orchidophilum, 1428 nucleotides long. RefSeq names its product glycolipid anchored surface protein. Lineage: Eukaryota; Fungi; Ascomycota; Sordariomycetes; Glomerellales; Glomerellaceae. Bases 1 to 1428 code for a protein of 475 amino acids. Gene Ontology annotation, biological process: fungal-type cell wall (1->3)-beta-D-glucan biosynthetic process. Gene Ontology annotation, cellular component: fungal-type cell wall; cytoplasm. Gene Ontology annotation, molecular function: 1,3-beta-glucanosyltransferase activity. The record is from RefSeq and is a predicted model, not a curated record. The transcript has a single exon.
AUGCAGGUCCAAACUGCUCUCGUCGCAUUGAGUGCGACCCUGGCUGUCGCCGUCAAGCCCCUCACCGUUAAGGGCAAUGCCUUCGUCACCGGAGGCGGCGAAAAGUUCCAGAUCGUUGGUGUCGACUACCAGAUUGGCGGCAGCGCCGGUUACGAUCCUACCCAUGGUCGCGACCCCCUUAGCGAUGGCGAUAUCUGCCUGCGCGAUGCUGCCGUGCUCCAGCGCCUCGGCGCCAACGCCAUCCGUGUUUACAACCUCGACCCUAACCUGAACCAUGAUGCAUGCGCUUCCGUCUUUAACGCAGCUGGCAUGUACAUGAUUCUCGACGUCAACUCCCCUCUCGUCGGCGAGAGUAUCACGAGCUUCCAGCCCUGGACCAGCUACUACGCUGCCUACCUCAACCGCACAUUUGCCAUCGUUGAGGCUUUCAAGAGCUACCCCAACACUCUCGCCUUCUUCUCCGGUAAUGAGGUCAUGAAUAACGUCCAGACCGCUGAGUAUGUUCCUCAGUACCUCCGCGCCGUUACUCGUGACUUGAAGAACUACAUCUCCAAGCAUUCCGACCGCGCUAUCCCCGUCGGUUACUCCGCUGCCGACGUUCGCGAGAUCCUCGUGGACUCUUGGAACUAUCUCCAAUGUGCCGAGAACGGAGACGCCAACGAUCCCAGCCGUAUCGACCUCUUCGGCCUCAACUCCUACUCGUGGUGCGGUGAUUCCAGCUUCAAGACUUCCACCUACGAUCAACUCGUCUCCAGUUUGAAGGACACCUCUGUCCCCGUCUUCUUCUCUGAGUUUGGCUGCAACCAGGUCACCCCUCGUCCCUUCACCGAGAUUGGCUCCAUCUACGGCCCCGACAUGAACUCCACCUUCUCUGGAGGUCUUGUCUACGAGUACAGCCAGGAGGACAACAACUACGGCCUGGUCAAGGUCAACGACGAUCAGUCCGUCACGCUGCUCAUUGACUACCAGAACCUUGCUACCCAGUACAAUAAGAUCGACUUCAAGGCCCUUCAAGCCGUCAAGGCUCCCUCCUCCUACCCCAGCCCCCCCAAGUGCACCUCGUCCCUCAUCAAGGAGAAGGGUUUUAACAACAACUUCACCCUGCCGGACGUUCCCCCUGGCGGCCAGGACCUGAUCAACAACGGUAUCAAGAACAAGCCCUCCGGCAAAAUCAUCUCCAUUUCAGACUGGACCGUCAAGCAGAAGGUCUACAAUGUUGACGGCAAGACGGAGAUCACCGGCCUUGCUGUCACUCCCCUCGCAGACUCCGACUCCAACACGCCCGGCACAAACACGGGCGGUUCGACUGUUCCUGCUGGCAGCGCCACCCCUACCCCUUCGUCGAGCACUCACCAAAAUGCCGGCAUUGCAAUUCGCCCUGAGUUUGCCGCCUUUGCUGCACCUCUACUUGCUCUUUUGUUCUUGUAA